This is a messenger RNA of Phoenix dactylifera (date palm), 1379 nucleotides long. It is a transcript of the gene ANNAT3, whose product is annotated as annexin 3. Gene Ontology annotation, molecular function: calcium-dependent phospholipid binding; phosphatidylserine binding; calcium ion binding. NCBI's taxonomy places the organism in Eukaryota, Viridiplantae, Streptophyta, Magnoliopsida, Arecales, Arecaceae. Gene Ontology annotation, biological process: response to heat; response to salt stress; response to water deprivation. Gene Ontology annotation, cellular component: cytoplasm; plasma membrane. The record is from RefSeq and is a predicted model, not a curated record.
CGAACGCACACAGCGAGAGAGAGAGAGAGAGAGAGAGAGAGAGGAGGAGGAGGAGGAGGAGGAGGAGGGCGACAUGGCCACCAUUACAGUCCCCCACCCACUCCCAUCCCCAGAGGAGGACGCCAAGAAACUAAGGAAGGCCUUCCAAGGAUUCGGGACGGACGAGAACGCCAUCAUAGAGGUAUUGGGCCACCGGACCGCCGCCCAGCGAGCUGAGAUCGCCCGGACCUACGCUAGGCUCUACGGGGAAACCCUCGUCGAAGGCCUCCGCUCCGAGCUUUCUGGCGACUUCCUGAAUGCAGUGAUCUUAUGGGUAAUGGAUCCUGCAGAAAGGGAUGCCGAGUUGGCAAAUAAGGCACUGAAAAACAAGGGUGAUUGGCAUAUUUGGGAUAUUUGGCAUAUUUGGGUGAUCAUAGAGGUUGCAUGUGCUUCAGACCCGGAUCAUCUGAUGGCUGUUAGGAAGGCCUAUUGCUCCCGCUUCUCUUCUUCCCUUGAAGAAGAUGUUGCAUCCCGUUUUGCCCAUGAGCAGCCCCUCGGACAGUUGUUGGUGCGUCUUGUGAGCUCCUAUAGGUACACUGGUGAGCAUGUGAAUGAGGGCCUGGCACAAUCUGAGGCAGAGGAGCUAUAUGAUGCCAUCAGGAUUCCACACCAUGAGCGAGUGAUCCGCAUACUUAGUACAAGGAACAAAUCCCAACUGAAGUCAACUUUUAAUCAUUACAAGCAACAUUAUGGAAAAGCCAUUGAUGAGGAUAUUGAGAGCAGCGGUAGCAGCCAAUUCACAUCGAUGCUGAAGGUUGCUGUUCGCUGCAUAGGAUCCCCCGAAAAACACUUUGCAGAGGUGGUGAGAUCUUCAGUCCUAGGACUUGGAACAGAUGAGGACUCUCUUACAAGAGCUAUCGUCAGUCGAGCUGAAAUUGAUAUGAAGCAGAUCAAAGAGGAGUACAAGAAUAGAUACAAUACCACCCUGAAUGCUGAUGUUAUCGGUGACACCUCGGGGGAUUACAAGAAUUUCUUGCUUACCUUGGUGGGAAGUGCUGAUCCAUGACAUGCAGUGUUAGAUGAGUUUGUGUGUAAAAUUUAGAGAUUCAUUUAAAAUAAGAAAAGGUCAGGAUAGUUGGAUGAAAAUGUCUUUGUUUGGACAGUAUUGAGCCUGUGGUUUAUGUAUUAGACGGCAUAAACAUUGUCUAAAACACCUGGAGAAAUGUCACUUGUAUGUUUGUAGGGGAAAUUUAUUUCAUUUGUCAAAGAGAACAGGAGAAUAAUCAUAGGAAGGAAUAAGCAUAGGGGCUGAGCCCACAACUGCUAGAACAUUUCUCCUAAUAUGAGAGAACCAUCCACCAAUUCCCCCUUUGUGAUUAACUUAGCUAUCUUCUUUUCUA